ACUUCAACAUACGAUGGUUGUUAAUACUGAAGAUAAUGCUUCAUCUUUACUGUCUACACCCAGUAAAGAGAAACCUUUUAUUCUGGAAAGAAAAACAGUUGAUUAUGAGGAUUAUUCUGUAAGAUUCUCUCAAGAGAAACAGGACUACUCCGUACAAUUUGCUCAUGUAUAUUCAGCAAGGCUUAACGAGUUAAAAGAUAUCCUUAUUAAGGAAAUAUGUAAAAAAUGGGGAAGUAUUCGUAUUGUGAAACUUGCUGAGUUGGAAGAAGUUGAGAAUGAGCGCUGCGUUAUAAUUGGUACACAAUUCAAACACCAACAGUGGAAACCUUCAAUUUUAAAAGAACUGGGUGACGACCAUGACUUGAUACCAACAGUGCCAAGAAAUGAUUACUGUUCUGAGAAAGAUGUUCCUUUCUUAGAAGAUGAGAUGUUGCGUGUGAAGCUCGUUGGAGACAAAGUCAAUAUAAAAGAUAUUGUUACUGGAAUUGUUUGUGCAGUUCUUGGACACGAGAAGGCAGAUGGUACCUUCGAAGUUGAAGACUGGUGCUUUCCUGGCUGUGCACCAAAAACUAUUACUCCAGAACCUGUCACCAAGGGAAAAGUAUUAAUAUUAUCUGGCUUAGAUAUGGUUCAUCAUUCCCAGUCAUUAUCCCAGUCACUUUUAACGGAAUGGAUCUGUGGAAUGGCUGGAAAUUCAAUAGCUCAAGCAGAAGAAGCUUCCAUUGUCCGUGUUAUAAUUGCUGGAAAUGGAGUUAGAUCUAGUCCAGAGAUAUUCUCUAGCACUGGACUCUACAGUGGAAAAGCAAAGGACCGUGAAGUUUAUAAGGAAACUGCUGAGGGAACAAAACGCUUAGAUUCGUUCAUCAACGAGUUAGCACAAUGCUGCUUGGUUACGUUAAUGCCAGGUCAGCAUGAUCCAACAGGUGUCAUGCUACCACAAAAACCACUACAUCCUUGUAUGCUACCAAAGAGUUCAAGAUAUGAAAACUUCACUGGUGUGGCCAAUCCAUGGAGUGGUAAAAUUGGUACCCGUGUAUUCCUGGGCACAAGUGGUCAGCCUAUUGAAGAUAUUAUGAGAGUGAGUGGAUUGGCAAACGGGACGCCUCUGGAGUGGCUUGCAAAAACACUGGUUUGGAGACACUUGUGUCCCACCGCACCAGAUACUUUACCGUCUUAUCCAUAUUGCGGAAAAGAUUUGUUUAUAAUUCACGAAUGCCCUGAUAUAUAUUUUGUUAGCAAUAUGGACAAAUUUGAAACAAAAUUGUGGAUUGGACAAGACGGUCAGAGGGUCAGAUUAAUUUCGGUUCCUCAAUUUUCAACAACUAAUACGGCGGUCUUAGUCGAUUUGGAUUCAUUGGAUACACAGAUCGUUUCAUUUGGUACCAGCUGAUAAGCAUUUAUGAAUAUUCAACUUUAUAAAACCAGUAGUUUUAUGUGAAAACUUUUGUAUUAUCUGUAUACCUCAAAUUUUGUACUACCAACACGUCACGUAAUUUUUCUAUCAAAUAUAAAGCAUACAACAUA
Molecule: messenger RNA, 1524 nt
Organism: Cephus cinctus (wheat stem sawfly)
Lineage: Eukaryota; Metazoa; Arthropoda; Insecta; Hymenoptera; Cephidae
Product: DNA polymerase delta small subunit
Exons: 6
Coding region: 14-1390 (458 amino acids)
Biological process (GO): DNA replication; DNA strand elongation involved in DNA replication
Cellular component (GO): delta DNA polymerase complex
Molecular function (GO): DNA binding
Source: RefSeq, a predicted model, not a curated record